Malaclemys terrapin pileata is the source of this 1669-nucleotide messenger RNA. RefSeq names its product WD repeat domain 41 (gene WDR41). The record is from RefSeq and is a predicted model, not a curated record. NCBI's taxonomy places the organism in Eukaryota, Metazoa, Chordata, Testudines, Emydidae. Gene Ontology annotation, molecular function: protein binding. Gene Ontology annotation, cellular component: lysosomal membrane. Gene Ontology annotation, biological process: regulation of autophagy. The transcript is spliced from 13 exons. The coding region runs from base 148 to 1524 and encodes 458 amino acids.
GCCACAGAGUUCGGCCGCUUUGCUCCAGGGCGCUGCCAGUCCCACGUACGGGAGGCAGCGAGGGACAAAACACAAGCUUCAGGGGGCUGUUCGGGCGAGGUGCCCCUCCCCAGGCGUUGAUUUCAUUCCGGCCCGGCUGGACUCCCGAUGCUGCGAUGGCUGAUGGGAGGCGGCCGGGAGCCGCAGGGACUCUCCGAGAAAUCGUCUGUGCAGAACUUAGGUGAAGAACAAAUACAGAAUCCCUACACUGAGCUCCUUGUACUGAAAGGUCAUCAUGAUAUAGUGAGAUUUCUAGUACAAAUAGAUGAUUGCAGAUUUGCAUCUGCAGGAGAUGAUGGAAUUGUAUUUCUGUGGAAUGCUCAGACUGGAGAAAAGUUAUUUGAGCUACAUGGACACACGCACAAAAUUACAGCUAUUGCAGCAUUUCCUUCAUCUGGGGCUUGUGAAGAAAAAAAUAAUUUGAUCUUAACGGCAUCUGCUGAUAGGACAGUUAUUGUUUGGGAUUGCAAUAGUGGCAGGCAAGUUCAGAAGGUGUCGUGCUUCCAUUCCACUGUAAAGUGUUUGACAGUUCUUCAAAGACUGGAUGUAUGGUUAUCUGGAGGGAGUGAUCUAUGUGUUUGGAACAGAAAAUUAGAUCUCUUGUGUAAGACCAGUCAUCUCACUGAUGCAGAUAUCAGUGCUUUGGUUGAAUUGCCUAAAAACUGUGUCGCAGCAGCAGUUGGCAAAGAGUUGAUAAUUUUUAGGUUGGUAGUUUCCACCGAGGGAUCUGAAGGUUGGGAUGUCCUUGAAAUAAAACGCCUGACUGACCAUCAAGAUAAUAUCCUCUCAUUGGUCAGUGUCAAUGAUUUGACUUUUGUGACUGGCUCUCAUGUGGGUGAGCUGAUAGUCUGGGAUGCAUUGGAUUGGAGAAGUCAAGUGUGCGAGUGCAACACAUGGGACCCCUCUUUUCACACAGUCGUACAAGAAAUUAAAUUAUCACAAAACCAACAUGAAGUUUCAAUUCAGCAUUUAACAUCUGAUGCGGAGUGUGUGUUUGCUGCUGUUGGGAAGGGCAUAUAUGUCUAUAACCUUCAAAUGAAGCGUGUGAUUGCCUGCCAGAGAACUGCUCAUGACUCCAUUGUAUUGCACAUUGCAAAACUUCCAAACAGGCAGUUGAUAUCCUGUUCAGAAGAUGGCAGUGUUCGCAUUUGGGAGCUACGUGAAAAGCAGCAGCUUCCAGCUGAGCCUGUUCCAACAGGGUUUCUCAACAUGUGGGGCUUUGGAAGGGCCAACAAACAAGCAAGCCAAACUGCUAAAAAAGUGCAAGAAAGCACUACAUCAUAUUCCCUGGAGCUUAUUGGUGAUUUGAUUGGGCAUUCAUCAGCCGUGCAGAUGUUCCUGUACUUUAGUGAACUUGGCCUGGUGACAUGCUCUGCUGACCACCUUAUUAUUUUGUGGAAAGAUGGAGAAAGAGAGUCUAGACUGCGCAGUUUAACAUUAUUUCAGAAAUUAGAGCAAAAUGAUGAUUUGCAGCUUAGGUUCUAACUUGGUUGAAUAAGAGGUAGAUGUGCAUGAGCUGUGUGUAUGUGUGUAAAGGAAAUUUUGCUAUUUGAAAAGUUUAAAUAUUGAAAAUAACAUGUAUUGUUAUCCUUCCCUUUUAAAUGCCAUACAAUAAAGGUGAUGUCUUUUC